UCAAUGAUCAGGUGAUUGCCUGUGUAUGGGUCUGAAAUCAUCCUACCAGUGGGUUUAUGUUCAGCUUGCUUAUACUUUAACUUCAUUUUAUGUAACAUGUAUGAUUUAUUUGGAAAACUGUGGGGAAUCUUGGCUAGAGGAUGCUGGUGACUGUUUCAGCCUUGCUGGAUGUUGGUCUACUGCAGCCGAUGUGUAUUCUAGGUGUAACUGCUUUUCCAAGUGCUUGCUAGUUUGCACGAAUGGCAAUCUCUUUGAAACCGGUCUUCAAUUCAUAGAAUAUUGGAAAGAAAGUGCAAGGCUAAACCCUGACGCCGCCAGAAGUCAAGAUCUAAUAGAUAUGGAACAAAGUUUUCUCGAAAGUUGUGCCAUUCACUAUGAUCAACAAAAUGAUACCAAUAAUAUGUUGAAGUUUGUCAGAGCCUUUAACUCGUCGGACAUGAUAAGAAAUUUUUUAAGGUCUCAUGAUUAUCUUGAUGAGCUCAUCCUCUUUGAAGCCGGGUCUGAGAAUUUUAUGGAAGCUGCCACUAUUGCGAGAUUGAAAGGGGAUUGUCUUCUUGAGGCAGAUAUGUUGGAGAAGGCAGGGCACUUGGUAGAAGCGACAGAGGUCAUUCUGUUUUAUGUUCUUGGCAAUUCUGCUUGGGCAAACGGGAACAAAGGUUGGCCCUUGAUCAAGUUCCCAAACAAAGAAAAACUUUUGGAAAAAGUAAAGUUGAUGGCCAAAAGCAAAGAUGAUAUCUUAUACCAAUUUGUUAGUACAGAGACAAGCAUAUUUUCAGACACCAAUAGUAGAUUGUCAGAGAUGAACGGCUGUUUUAUUGUUUCCCAGAGAUUCAAGAGUCUGCGUGGCGAAAUUAUUUCUUUGAGGAAAAUCAUCGACUACCAUCUAGAUUUAGCACCUUCAGAGUACGUUUGGGUGGAUGAUGUGAUCUUGAAUAUAACAGAGCAUGUAGAGAAUUCAAUAUCCAAGAACAGGGUCUCCGUUCAAACAUUAACUUACUUCUGGAAUUUAUGGAGGGAAAAGAUAGUAAACAUAUUGCAUUAUCUCAAUUCUCUUGAAACUCAAGUUAAACAAGAUCAUGAAAGCUAUGAGAAAUUCUGUUUGGGUUACUUAGGUGUGUAUAAGCAGAAACAUGAUCGAAGUUCCUUAUACAUCCUGUUGAACAGUGAUGCCUGUUGGAGAAAAGAAAUUGAGGAUCGAUUUCUUCGAAAGACCAGAGAAUUACUUGGCAUGAAUGAUCACCAAUUUGCGUCUUCAGCCCGAAGCUAUUGGUCUUCAACAUUACUUAGUCUAUGUAUGCAAGUAUUGGAGAAGCUGGAAAGCCUCGAUAAAAUUUCUGGUAUUUACAAAGUUGGUAACGAGUCUUUCAUGAACUAUAGUGGUCCUUUCCGACGAGGAAUAACUGCGCUUAACGGUUAUCAAGUUGCAAAAUCGAUGGUUGAGUCUAAGAUAUUGGACAAAAAGCUUUCCGGGGAACUGCUCAAGUGCUUGACGCAUUCCAAGGAGCAUUUUUACGCGAUAUUUUGUCUGAGAGACCAGAAAAAUAUGAUGUUCAAGCAUAUGAUGGAUUUGAGACUAACUAAGCUCUCUCAGGAUUUAAUCAAAGAAUUUACCAUUGAGAUCAUGAGCAAAAAAGGCAGGUUAAAGUAUGUGGAAAUGUGGAGUGUGGUCUUGCAGAUUUUUAUGUUUGGUAAUCUAAGCGAAGAACUUUAUCAAGUUAUAAUACAACGUCCGGAUCUGUCUCCAGCCUAUAAAGUUUUCAUUAAGCAGUUGAAAGAGAGCAAGAUGUCCGGAUUGGUCUCGGUUUCUUUGGUCAGCAAUUUUGAAAAAUCAUUACAAGAAACACUCAACCACGACUGGUCGAAAGACUUUGAUUUCAUGGCACCUUCCUGGUUUGUUUACUUUCUUGAACGUCUUCUUUUCUUGGUUUCAUCUUGGCAUGGUUGCUUUUUCACACUCAAGUCUUCUGUUCGAGAAACAGUUCCCUGGGGGAAUCUAAGAUGCAACUCAAGCUCUUUAUCUGAAGCUGACUCAAAAGUUUUCUCGAAGAGGUCUUUUGAUUUUAUAGCAUCCAAGAUCAAAGAAAUUUUAUCAAUUAAGCUAGAUUGGCUUUGGGAACGUGAUUUUGACGCAGUGGCUUACUACCCUUUUCUGGUCUUGAAGUUGGUUCUCUUGGUUGCUUUAAUUUGUUUGAAUUCUGGACGUCACUUUGAUUUGCUGUACAGCUUACUUGGUAGAUACGAUAUAAUAACCGUACUGCCGCCUCAGUUUGUCAAGAUCCUCGAGAAAAGAGGCACAAAGAAUUUUGAUAAGUUGCUCGCUGAUAUCCUUGAAGCAACUGGGGAUCCUUUGGUCUGCUUGAGGUCAGGGAAUACUCAGAGAGAACUUUUGAGCCACGAUGUCUUAGCGAUAGAUGUGGAUAUGAUUCACUCCAGAGAAGAAAUAUUGGAAAUACUAUACUCAGAAAAUUCAGAAUGUGACGGAAACUAUGAAAUGGAGUAUGGAAGUCCAAGUGAUAGAAAUGCUCGUUUCUCCAAUUUUGACCGUAUGAGUUAUACCUUAUGCCCGGCUGAGUCUGAUUAUGAUUCAGAAAAGAUAAACUGGUUGGACACGGAAACCGGAGAAUAUGGGAGGACGCUGCAGUUGUUUACGAACACAUCUCGUGUUUAUAUGUUUUCAAAAGGCAUUUUUGAGGACAUCAGCUUUCAUGAUUGCAAACCACAGAUGAAGUUGGAUAUUUGCAUUUAUUUUCAAGAAAGCCUUGGUGGUCUGUCUGUUAAAUAUGAAAAAUGGAUGAGGGAACUAAAGCAGCUCUCUUUUGCAUUAAGCUGCAGUGAUGAGGAUCCCGAUAUUCAGUAUUCAAAAAUUGACGACUGCUUUAAGAAGUUGAGUGCGCCUCCAAAACUGAAACAGUUUUUAAUCCAGGGUUUGUUUGGGUUGAUUAUUAAAUUUACUCCGUAUAGCAAGAAAAUCAAGCGCGAAGAAAGACAAAAGUCCAAGAAGCAGGCUGGAAAGGAUAAAUGCAAGAAGAAGAAGUAGUAAUAUUCUGUUUGGCAGGAGCUACAGCAUCCUCGUGAUACCAUCCAUUCAUUACUCUUUUGCAGCUAAAAGAGAACAAUACUGAGACUUUUUUCUGUGAGGAAUCUCCGAAGCAUUAAUAUACCAGAAUCUCUGCAGUCACAACACCCCAUUUUUCUUAUGGAAUUUUCAACUUUCCUGGUUACUUACGAAAUUAUGUGUUGUAUGCAAUCGGUAUGUCUUUUGAACACUUACUGUUCUUGAUGUGUAAUUGUGCUUCAAUAAGAAGUACAUUCUGAAGUAAUCCUUCAGUGGGUUUCAAAAACUUCUUUCCCACCACAUCGGUUUAGUGUUGCAACAGUUUGGACCUUU
Messenger RNA from Papaver somniferum (opium poppy), 3388 nucleotides. RefSeq lists its product as uncharacterized. The transcript has 3 exons. NCBI's taxonomy places the organism in Eukaryota, Viridiplantae, Streptophyta, Magnoliopsida, Ranunculales, Papaveraceae. The record is from RefSeq and is a predicted model, not a curated record. The coding region runs from base 26 to 3037 and encodes 1003 amino acids.